Drosophila eugracilis is the source of this 2096-nucleotide messenger RNA. RefSeq names its product protein adenylyltransferase Fic-like. Gene Ontology annotation, molecular function: protein binding. Bases 242 to 1642 code for a protein of 466 amino acids. Lineage: Eukaryota; Metazoa; Arthropoda; Insecta; Diptera; Drosophilidae. The transcript has 3 exons. The record is from RefSeq and is a predicted model, not a curated record.
GUUUCGCGGAAGUAAAUCGCAAUUAAUAUAAACUAUAUACAUAUUAUGAAUUAGAGAUUUCUGUCAGAGACGGUCACACGGAAAAAAGAAAGCACGUAAGUUAUGUUAGCAGAGUGCAGUACCUGCAGGUAAGCACAUUUACCAAAGUGACGGUUAAAUGUUUCUAUUUAGCGUAACAUGUACAUGGCGUGCAAAUUAUUCAAAAUUUGUGCAAAACAUAAAUGAACACAGAUAAUUAGCUAUGGGCAAGAACGCAACGCAAACAAAUCUACCUGCUCAUCACCAACAACGUAAUCCGCCACUCUAUGGAGCACACGCGAGCAGCCAUCUCCGUAUAGCACUGUUCUUUAUUGCUGGUAGUAUUGCGGCAUGGUUUUUUCAUAUCUUCACUUCCUCGACUUGGAAUUGGAACCUACGGCAGAACCGCCACUUCUCCAUAGCCCACAAUCAUCAGACUCAGAAUGAGUUCGCGCUGUAUUCCGUAGAGGAGAUGAACAGUUUCAAGGAGUUUUACUUCAAAAAUAUCCGUGAAGAUGUCCGGACUAUUUCAAUGGAGGAAGAGCAGACAAAUAUCAAAGAGGCGCUAGUGGCUCUUCAAAGGGCCCACGACAUGUAUCUGGCGGACAAGAUUGACAAGGCUGGUCGUCUGUUUGAACAUGCCCUAAUUCUAGCUCCCCGGCACCCUGAAGUACUGCUCCGCUACGGCGAGUUUCUAGAGCACAGCCAACACAACGUUGUGCUGGCGGAUCAAUACUACUUUCAGGCCUUGACUAUCAAUCCGACUAAUGUAGAGGCGAUUGCCAAUAGACAGCGAACUGCUAAUGUUGUGCAGAUUCUUGAUGAGCGCCGUCUUGAGUCGUUGGACUCAAAACGCGAUGCACUCUCCGCAAUCCACGAGACCAACGCCGCCCUGCGUCGGGCUAAAAAGGAAGCCUACUUUCAGCACAUUUACCAUUCGGUAGGAAUCGAGGGUAAUACUAUGACGCUGGCUCAAACGAGGUCUGUCCUAGAGACUCGCAUGGCUGUGGACGGCAAAUCUAUUGACGAGCAUAACGAGAUCUUGGGAAUGGACCUAGCUAUGAAGUACAUUAAUGCUAGCCUGGUACAAAAAAUAGAAAUCACUAUUAAAGACAUCCUUGAGCUGCACCGCCGAGUACUAGGACAUGUGGACCCAAUUGAGGGUGGAGAGUUCCGGCGUACUCAAGUGUUCGUCGGGGGUCAUAUACCACCUGGUCCGGGGGACCUUUCGCAAUUAAUGCUGCACUUUCAGCGUUGGAUAAACUCUGAUCACUGCAAGUUUCUACAUCCCGUUAAGUUCUGUCUCAUCCACAGUUAUGCAGCGCUCGCUCACUACAAGCUCGUAGCCAUUCAUCCUUUCAUCGACGGGAACGGACGAACUUCUCGUUUGCUAAUGAACACCUUGCUAAUGCGAGCAGGGUACCCGCCUGUCAUUAUUCCAAAGCAACAACGUAGCAAGUACUACUACUUCCUGAAAUUGGCCAACGAGGGCGACAUUCGGCCAUUUGUACGGUUUGUCGCCGACUGCACGGAAAAAACACUGGACCUGUACCUAUGGGCAACUAGCGACCUUCCUCAACAGAUUCCAUUGCUUAUCCAGACAGAAAAUGAAGCAGACGAGUAGCAAACUAAUAUGUAAUUUCCUUUUAGCGCGAAUUAAAGUUAAUUUAUUUGUGUAUGCUACGAAUCCAAAACUGUGUGUAAAAUACUGAUUUGUAUAUACUAGAUGUAGAUUUACUGACAAAUACUGUGAUCAUAUUUAAGCUCAAUGUUAUCCAUAAAUUUCACACAAAUGUCAUUACUUACCCUACAAAACAAAUACUUCUGAAAAUAUCUCCCCUUUACUUUUUAGGCAUGAGAGAAUUUGAAUUCGUUGAAAAUGUUUAAAAUUAUUUCGUAUUAUGUUUAGCAUUGACAGCAUCCAGAAAUCCCAAAAUUUUUAAAGACAAAUUUUUCAAUCCAUAAAGGCAGUUUGGUUAUAGGCGUGGAACCACGCUAACAUAUUCUGAAUGAAACCAUUAUUUAUUAGCGUAUUAAUAUUUUACCACAAAAAAAAAAUAAUAUAAAUAAUCAAAUAA